Clupea harengus (Atlantic herring) is the source of this 2033-nucleotide messenger RNA. It is a transcript of the gene edn1, whose product is annotated as endothelin 1. The record is from RefSeq and is a predicted model, not a curated record. Gene Ontology annotation, biological process: regulation of vasoconstriction; vein smooth muscle contraction; intracellular calcium ion homeostasis. Gene Ontology annotation, molecular function: endothelin B receptor binding; endothelin A receptor binding; hormone activity. The transcript has 5 exons. Gene Ontology annotation, cellular component: extracellular region. NCBI's taxonomy places the organism in Eukaryota, Metazoa, Chordata, Actinopteri, Clupeiformes, Clupeidae. The coding region runs from base 260 to 895 and encodes 211 amino acids.
AGAGGACAAAGCUGUUUACACGCGACGGCAGGGCGAGAAGGGGGAGGUGGUUUACAGGAGUAUAUAAAGGAUCUUGUAGUGACAUGUGUAUAGUUGCGGUCAGAGCAUUACAUUUGGAGUGAGAGGUUUUUUUUACUUAUUGAAAGAAGACUCUACAUUCUGACCGUGGAAUAUUCUGACGACCUAUAUUUAUUAGCCAAUUUAACAUAUUUUUUUUGUAUUUUACCCGUGCUGUCAAACUGGGACACAAGUUUUAAGGAUGGUAUUAAUAAUGAUUUUCUCCGUCACCUUUACUGUUGCAUUCGGGAUUUUUCAUACAGCUGCGUCGGUGUCCACCGCAGAAGUGAUGGUAGCGGGUACAUCCAGCCCUGUGCACCACAUCAGGUCGAAGCGGUGCUCUUGCGCAACCUUCCUCGACAAGGAGUGUGUCUAUUUCUGCCACCUUGAUAUAAUCUGGGUCAACACUCCAGAGCGCACCGUUUCUUAUGGACUAGGCAACGUCGAGAGGAAGAAGCGCUCCUUACGCGAGCUCUCGGACUCAAAGCAAAAGUCACGCUGCAAGUGUAAAGACGAAAAAGACAUCAAGUGCACGACUUUCUGUGAAACAGCAAACAUCAGUUCAUUCCAUAACGCGUGUUGUUUCGUUCUCAGGUAUCAGACUGCUUCUGUCAAGCAGAUCCACGCCGCCGAAGGCGAUGGCGGUGUGAAGAGGCAAUGCAAACACGAGCUGACUGCCAAGACGAGGAGGAUUAAACGCAGAGAGCGAAGGAGGACGGGCGUAGUGGACCGGACUGCUCGGAGGGGCAGCAGGAAUGCCCGCCUGCUGCUGGAAAAGUGGAGGAACAGGCAACACCACCGCCAAAAAGCAUGGCUCACCAGGAACGCUGCUGCAUAAAGAAAUUCCUGGAAAUCCCUGCCAUUCACCUUUGCACUGCGUGGCAAAGGGGGCUCACCCCCGGUCUACCUGACAGUGAGGAUGCCAGGAUGUGUACAGCUUCCUCUUGCCGGUGUCGGAAUACCCACUGGAGAAGACGCAAAGGCGGGCGUUUCGGGGUGCUGGCGUUCUGUGAGGCCCUCUAAAGAGCUGAAAGAUGUGCUGCGUUUGUACUCCGUUGCCGUGACAACCCUGCUGGGAUUGUCUGGGGUCCCCAUGGAGACUGAGAGGAAGUGGCCCGAGGGGGUUCCCCGCUGCCCUGCUGGCACACCUGUGGUGGCGUGGUGUGGCACGGGGCUCCGCUGAAAGACUGGUCAAAGUGCUGCCUGCUGUGUUUCAGUGGAACAACAACCACCUCAGACCUCCUGCCAAAGACACAGUCCUGAACCUCCCAGGGGGAAACAACAGCUCCUCAGUCUGCUGCUGGAUGGACAUCUCCGAACACAACUCUGACUCUCAAGACACUGCAGAAAUGCCUGAAAUAACAACAACAGGACUGAUUUUGUUCGUUCUCAAAUAUUUUUUAACUGAUUUUUUUUAAGACAUUUCAAAAAAGCCAGAUUCACAGAUGUCUAAUUGGCCAAAUACUCCCAGUGACUCUAGUUAGGGGAACAUACUGUCAUGUUACAAAGAUUGGAGACAAACAAACAAACAAACAAACAAACAAACCAAAAAACAACAUGGAACAAGUGACAGCCUCAGAAGGAAACCCUAAGGGAGAUGUAUUUGUUAGUUCACACAUACAGUUUAAGUUGAAAUUCUUUUGUAUUUAUUCUAUUUUAUUCUAUUUAGUUUGUCUGAACUCAGUCACCAAUUAUUAUUAUUAUUAUUAUGUCCCUAUUCUGUAUAAUUGUUCUGUGGUAGUCGCCAUGUUAAGUAAUGAAAUGAUCUAUACACAUUGUUAAAUAAUCUUAAGCAGUACUAUAGUACUUAUAGCAGUACUAUAUAGUUUGUCCAUGUUAAACAUGAAAUGUAUAGGACCACAUUGGCCAGUUAUUCUUGAUGUACUUCAUUUCUGUGAAAUGUCUCAACUAAGUGCCAUGACUGGUAAAAUAACUGUAGUUAUUAUCAAUUAAACCUGUUUGAACUAAACAGUAAA